AUGGAUGGAUGGGAAAGUACUGCGUUCCACUCAAACUGUGAUUGGAAAAUACCGACAUUGACAGUUGUGAAAGUCGUGCAAAAUAACAAAACAUAUGUAUUUGGAGGUUAUUCGACCGUGACGUGGGCUGGAUCCAGUAAGAAUUUAAUUAUUAUGCUAAGCUAUAAGCUUAUAUAAGGUUAUAUAAGUAUAUUCUAACUUGUAAGGUUGAGUAUGCUGUCAAGGCGAUGGUCAUGAUUAUAAUUAUACCGGCCAAAUUGUGGCAUAUCCUUGCAAGGAAUUCAGUUGAAGUUGCAUACCAAGUUAGGAACAACGUCAGCGUCAUUGUUCUUCAAUCUGAUAGGAUAAAAUAUAACAAAUGAAAAAACCCUGUGAAAUAAGUUUUACCUAACGAAAUGGAAAUAUUCGAAUGAAAUCUAGCCUAAGCGAUGGCUUAAUUGUAUUUCUAUAUCGGAUGUUGCAAAAUUCUUCCCGGCCAUCUGCAAAUAAAAUUUAGACCUAUUCAACUGUUCAUAACAAACUCUCGACUGUCUUGAUAAUUAAAGACAUUCUCAAAUUUACCUUUACUCUUUUCAAGUUACGGGAAAAAAACUUUUUGAGAACUUUUUUUCUAUUUUAGGUUUAUAUUCCUUCGGUUUAAAUAUUUUCAAGAAGACAUUUAGAGAAUUUGUUGUUUAAAAUUCGGCACUGGUCGCAAGAGCAACUUUGUAAGGAAAUAAAGAUUCCAUCUUGUCUGUUCAUGGACAAUAUCGGAAAAUCCUGCCUCUUCAGCAUCCAAUCAAGUUGUUGGAUUUACCAAAACGAAUGUCAGCCAUAUAAUUAAAAGAAAUAUUUAUUAUCCUGACGUAAUAUUAUGAUUCAUUUUGACAGGGGGUUGGACAUCGGCUCCAGGUUCCUUUUUGUUCUCCAUGCGCAAUCAUGAUGACCUUCCGCCUUUCAAGGCUUCGCUAAAAGAUGAGAGUGAUGUUACGGUAAUUUACCAAGGAUCUGGACCAUGGUUUGGUUUCGACUUGUAUAUAUUUAUCAGGAAUGCUUGGUCAAGUGCGUAUUCAAAUCUUGGUGACUCGUUCCAACCUCCACCUGGUUACACUUUCAAUCAUUCCAACACACAAUCACUGCUUGCAGGGAGUCAUUACUUUACCCCAGAAGAAAUUGAAGUAUUAUAUCUCAACUAA
This is a messenger RNA of Paramuricea clavata, 1175 nucleotides long. Lineage: Eukaryota; Metazoa; Cnidaria; Anthozoa; Malacalcyonacea; Plexauridae. The record is from the annotation of a GenBank genome assembly.